CAAGACGAGAAAGGCACGACACCAAAGAGGGCGAAAAAGAAUGUUGCGAUAAAUAAGCGAACGCAUGAAGUUGAAGAGGAAGAUCAUCCGGAUGUUUAUGAACGACCACUCAGAGGCUGGGUGGUGAUAAUAUAAAUAAGAGGAUGAAAAAAUAAAGAUGGCGCCACGUCCACGUCUCCUUUUUGCAGACACGCGCGAGUGCUCUUAAGUAUAGGCUGUCACUCAUCCGGGGAGGAAAAGCCUUAGGAAAGGGAAACUGGAGACAAGGCCAGGAGGCGGCUACGUUGGAGACAAGUUCGGCGAUUAUAGGGAAACUCAACAGGAGGCGCAAGCUCAAAUUAAGUUUAAUCGAAUACGGUUACAAAAAAGAGCUGUUUAGUAUUAACUAUUACAAUGUACUUUCGCUUCCCACCCAGCUUCGUCUCCCCCGCGGAUGAUUUUUUCUCAGAGAAUUUGUUUAGCGAAGCCCGCCUUUGCUCUUUUUAGGAUACUUUCAUUUUUGUAUGAUUUGUUGAGGUUAAAUAAGACACUCUUGAUGAUCCCAGCAAAGUAACACAGCGAGAAGGAGGAGGAAGGUGAGGCGGACAAGGAAGAAGCAAGCAGAUGCUAGAGUGAAAAGGAAAUGGCGACUGCGUUUUGAGCUGAAGCACAAGAACAAGCAGAAAAAUAGCUUUUUAAAUUGUUAGGCCGGCACUUAUUGCCAACAGCAAAACAUUUAUCAGGCCGAUUCACUACACUGCUAAGUCCCACAAGAUUUUGUAAAUUGGUUGAAUAGAAUGCACCUUUUUAAUUAACCUAAUUAAGAAAACAAAAUAUCAAGCGGUCGCAGCAACUGCUUUAAUUCAGUUUUUUACUGAAAGAAAAAUUAGUCUUAGUGAGGCCUGCUCACAUGAUCUUCGCUGUUGAUAGCCUUGUUAAUUAUUUAAUCUCCUGGUUGUUUAGGCUCUUCUCCAGUAAGUCACUUUUCGAUGGGCAGGCAUGUCAUACCCUUGCAGGUUGUAACACUUGCUUUCAGGGCCCUACACUGUUAGGUCGUGCCUUAGUUGUUCUACAGGGGCUAUUGUAAUAUAGUUCCCUCCGAUAGUCGUAGGUUUUGGCCGUUGUGAUACGGUCUUCUUGCUCCCCCGGUAUGUAAGUUUUGUAAAUGGAUUGUUUAAGUAGUUGAAUGGGAGGUGGCAUGUAGUCCUAUGGAAA
Molecule: messenger RNA, 1194 nt
Organism: Amoebophrya sp. A25
Lineage: Eukaryota; Dinophyceae; Syndiniales; Amoebophryaceae
Source: the annotation of a GenBank genome assembly